AUGGUGAGAGGUGAUGAUCAUCUUGAGCUUUUGCGUCGAGAGAAAAGGUCGUUUGAUAUUUUAUCUCUAGCGACGGAGAGAAUAAUUAGAGCUUUUAGCUAUGAGGAAGAAGGAGAAACAUCCACUGGUGUUCUUGCUACUGUGAAGGAUAACACGAGAAAGAGAACGAGGACAACGAUGUGCUCCAGCUCGGGCAAACGACAGAAGAUGAUGAUUGGUAAGUGCAAGAAUCAAUACCCUAAAAAACAAAACCUUAAUCGUGAUGCUUGUUCUCUAAGCUUGUGCCAUGUAGAGUCCAAGAAGCGUGGACAAGUGGUCUCCAAGAAGAAGGGCAUAGUAGAUAUGGACUUUCUGAAUGAGGAUGAGUUGGAAAUCAUAGACAAACAUUUCAGAAAGAAGAUUAAAAAAGGAGUGGACUUUACCUUGGUGGAUUCUAAUGGUAAAAAAUGGGGGCUUAACCUCAGGAGAUGGGAUAUGAGGUCCAAUUCCAACUACGCCUUGGCUUCAGGGUGGAACAAAGUUGUCGCCGGUAACAGACUAGAGGAAGGCCAGACGCUUCAGAUUUGGUCCUUCCGCAAAGUGGAGAACAAGGUUGUGGCCGGUGUGGAUCGCACCACAGACGAGCUCUAUGUUGCUUUUGCUCCUCUGGAUCCAGCUACAUCUCCAGCUCCAGCUCCCGCUUUGUCUCUGUCUCUAGCUCUGGUUACGGAUCCAGCUCCAGCUCCGGCUCCCGUUCUGUCUCUAUCUCUGGCUCUGGUUAGGGAUCCAACUCCAGUUGUUACAAGGGAUUCCGACGAACUAUAUAUAUCUAAAGCUGAGGCGGCUCAAGAAGAGAACGACAGAAUAUUUCCAAUUCCAGAGAAAAAUUUGGAGGGGCUAAAUAUGUUGGUUGAAGUGUGUGAGAAGGCGACACAUCUCGAGGCUUUACAAGAGGCAAAUAGGAGGAGCUCACUGGCCUCCAUCACAGAGCUGGACCUCCAGAGGAGCUCACUGGUCAGCGACACAGAGCUUGACCUUGAGCUCCGGUUGUGA
Molecule: messenger RNA, 1032 nt
Organism: Capsella rubella
Lineage: Eukaryota; Viridiplantae; Streptophyta; Magnoliopsida; Brassicales; Brassicaceae
Product: B3 domain-containing protein At2g31720
Exons: 2
Coding region: 1-1032 (343 amino acids)
Molecular function (GO): DNA binding
Source: RefSeq, a predicted model, not a curated record